CAACGCGUUCCCUCACCGCAGAACUAUCGAAUGUCGAAUGACGCCGUAGUCGCUACGCCGUCACCGCAACGCGGGAGUAUAACUCAGGUUUUAGUCUGUAACUGCCUGAUCUCGUACCAAACUGUCAAUCCAGUAGGUGGCGGUAAUGUCCCACGAUACGAGGGGUAAACUGACAAUAAACAAGAAGAAGAAGAAACGCGGCGCCAGUUCAGGCUAAGCUAGGAAGUACUUGGAGAAGGGUACCUGGACCCGCAGCAGCUAACGUUUAGGUUUAAGGAAUUGAACCUGUUUUCUUUUUCUGCAAACAUAUUUUCAUGAUGUCGAGUGGACAUUUACCUUCCGUCACAAACCCUGUGUACAAUACCGUGAGAGUCUUACAAUGGCAGAAGAAUGUAUGUGAUAUACACAAGCCUUCACUGAAUCAAGCCUGCGCCUGUAAGUUGCCAUACAGUUUGCACCAAUUUCCUCUACGCGCACAGGACCAAGUAAGGAUAACCUGGUUGAACAAUGUCAACGGAAAGGACUGUGUUCCAAAUACCAACAUCAAGGGCUUAGUGACAUCUGUCUAUGCCCAGCCGAAAGAAAGACGUCUCGCACCCAAAACAGUCAACGCCUUGAAAGUUAACAGUUGUUCUGCAGAAGAGGAUCUUCAUCACCUGGAUAAUGUUCUUCCGCAGAAGUGUGAUGUCAGCUUCCCGUGGCCACAUCUCCAAGACCACACCUAUUUUUGCCAGCAGUCAACAAAGAACGGCGCAACACAAAAAGAUCCUGCACCAUCAUUUCCAGCCUAUGAUUUAGACGACAAUGACAAAUAUGUCGGUGAAAAACAUCUGACUCAAUCUCAGAAGCCAGCAUCUCCUUUCAUUAAAGAGGCAGAAACCUCUCAAAUCAAAGAGGAGAAGGAUGCAACCAAGUUGGCAUUGACGUUUGUCCCUUUGAAGAGUGAAUAUGAAGACAAAGAUGUCGGUGAAAAACAUUUUACUCAAUGUCAGAAGUCAGCAUCUCCGUUCAUUAAAAAGCCAGAAACCCCUCAAAUCAAAGAGGAGGAGGAGGAUGCAACCAAGUCGGCAUUGACAUUUGUCCCUUCGAAGAGUGAAGAUGACAACAAAGAUGUUGGUGAAAAACAUCUUACUCAAUGUCAGAAGCCAAUGUCUCCUUUCAUUAAAGAGGCAGAAACCCCUCAAAUCAAAGAGGAUGGAUUCAAGUUGGCAAAGAUGUCUGUCCCUUCGAAGAGUGAAGAUGAUGACAAAGACAUUGAAUUGCCAGAGUUUGCUCAUAUGAAAGAGGAGGAAGAACAGUUCCCUUACAUCAAAAGAGCAUUUUCUCUCAAUCAAGAGGAAAAGAAGACAGAAAUCCCUCACAUCAAAGAAGAGGGAGAAGAAAAGGAUAUAACCAAUUUAUCAUUGACCUGUGUACCAUUGAACAGUGAAAACGAAGACAAAGGUCCGAGUGAUGAGAACAGUGAAGCUUUGCCUCCAAGCGGUCCGAGUGAUGAGAACAGUGAAGCUUUGCCUCCAAGCGGUCAGAGUUAUGAGAACAGUGAAGCUUUGCCUCCAAGCGGUCCGAGUGAUGAGAACAGUGAAGCUUUGCCUCCAAGCGGUCCGAGUGAUGAGAACAGAGAAGCUUUGCCUCCAAGCAAAAGUACAAGUCACAUGAAAAAAGGUGAUGGAGACUGCUCUGGACCUUCACAAAGUAUAUCAGACAUCGAAGCAGCAGUGAGAAAACUAAUACAAUGCAUCAAAGAUAGCCAAAAUCAUCCAUUCAGCGGGAGUGAUAGCCAACCCCCCAGACAAAACAGUGUUCAUCUAAAGAAACAAAGGGCUUUGCCUGGUGCAUUUAAUAGAAGCUGUCCACCCAUGAAAAAAAAGGCACCUGAACCACCAAGCUCAAAGUCUGCACGCUUGAGGCUUUUCCAUUUUUGUCUGAUGUCGGAGUAUUCGGCUACAACCCCAAAAGAUGAAGCUGUGCUGUUACGAGCAGGUUUAGGAAGGAGAAGUAUAAUUAUUUCAGAAGAUGCGGAUCACACAGAGAUAACCACAAUUUUGCAUAAGGAAUACCCUAAACUACAAGAUUUGCGUGGGGGAUGGCUCCUUCAAAAGGCUGCUGGUGGAUCAGGCCAAAGGAAAUUGACUCCAGUGCUCCAGACAUCGAUGGGUUACACAACAAAAACACUUUUGUCAUCUACCAAAAAUGGAAAGAAUGUGAUAUAUAUUGUUCCUAUACAAGAAAAAAUGGACACGAGCCCCUUGCCGUUUGAUGCACCAGAAUUUUCACACAUGCCAAAAAAUGACUGUUUGACCUGUGGAGCGUCAGUCCCACUUCUGAUGCUCCCUUUACAUAUUGAAUCCUGCCAUUAGGAAGCUGUAAAUGAUCUGAAUGAGUUUUGAGACUUUUCUAGUUUUUGUUUUUGUGUACCUGUCCUUUGAACAUAGUACCAACUUUUUGAUUGAUAUGGCAACCAUAUUAUAAGCAGGAUAAUAAACUCCCCAUUGUUCCCCGCC
Molecule: messenger RNA, 2501 nt
Organism: Corythoichthys intestinalis (scribbled pipefish)
Lineage: Eukaryota; Metazoa; Chordata; Actinopteri; Syngnathiformes; Syngnathidae
Exons: 10
Coding region: 315-2357 (680 amino acids)
Source: RefSeq, a predicted model, not a curated record